GCAGCGAUGAAUGGGCCCUUGCACCUCACACCUGUUGGAGGGGUGGCAGCUGUGGUAUCACUACUGGAGGGUGCCCUGUAGGAGCCCCUCAGGAUCUGUCCAGUUGCUGGGGUCUGAGGCCCUGCGACGCUACCAUCAGGCCAAGAAGCUGGAGGAUGCAGACGAGAAGUUGGAGUUCAGCAUGCUGAGGUGUCGGAGUGGAGAACUCCUGCACCCUGAGGACAGGACAGAGGAUGUCCUGGAGCACAAUGACUUUGUGCAGUUGGUCUUUGCAGCAGAGAAUGGCAAACAUGACUACUCUCCACUGGCUACAGCUGUGCAACACUCUUAUCAAGAGCCCAAAGAGUACAUUUCCCUGGACGGCAACAGUCUGACCACAGCUGAUCUGGUCAGCUUGGGCCAAGGCUUCUUCAAAAUAAAGUUAACACCUGAGGCGGAGGAGAGGGUCAUUAAGGGCAGAGAAGUUAUUGAUGCUUUUAUAAGAGAAGACAGAGUUGCGUAUGGAGUCAACACCGGUUUUGGCAAGUUUGCACGGACACUCAUACCAAAGGAGCAACUUGUGCAGCUGCAGGAGAAUGUGGUUCGUUCUCAUUGUGCUGGUGUGGGCGCUCCAUUGAGUGUAGAGAGGACACGCAUGCUGCUGGUCCUGAGAAUCAAUGUCCUGGCAAAGGGCCACAGUGGCAUCUCCAUGGAAACCCUUGAUGCCAUGAUCAAGGCCUUCAAUGUUUCCUGUUUGUCCUGGGUGCCAGAGAAGGGUACGGUUGGGGCGAGUGGAGACUUGGCCCCCCUGGCCCACCUCACUCUGGGACUGCUGGGGGAGGGCAGGAUGUGGUCAAUACAGAGCGGCUGGGCGGAUGCCAAGGCAGUGCUGGAGGGCCAUGGGCUCAAACCCCUUGUGCUGAAACCAAAGGAGGGAAUCGCACUGAUCAAUGGGACUCAGUUGAUGUCGUCUCUGGGGGCGGAGGCUGUGGAGCGAGCUGUGGGCGUGGCCAGACAAGCUGACGUGAUCGCCGCCUUGAGUCUGGAGGCCCUGAAGGGCAGCACAAAGGCCUUCCAUCGUGCUAUCCAUGCUGUGAGACCUCACCCUGGUCAGAUGGAAGUAGCUGAAAGGCUUCGCUCUCUCUUAGACUCGGAAAUCUUCCCAUCACAGAUCUCAGUGAGUCAUAGAUCAUGUGAACGUGUUCAGGAUGCCUACACCCUGCGCUGCAUCCCGCAGGUUCAUGGAGUGGUGAAUGACACCAUCGCUUUUGUCCACAAGGUGAUUUCCACUGAGCUCAACAGCGCCACGGACAACCCUCUGGUGUUUGCAGAAACUGGGGAGACAAUAUCAGGAGGGAAUUUCCAUGGAGAAUACCCAGCCAAGGCCCUGGACUACCUGGCCAUAGGUGUGCACGAGCUGGCCAGUAUAAGUGAGAGGAGGAUUGAGAGGCUGGUGAACCCGGCCCUCAGUGAGCUGCCUGCCUUCCUCGUCAAAGACGGAGGGUUGAACUCUGGCUUCAUGAUCGCCCACUGCACUGCUGCUGCCUUAGUGUCAGAGAGUAAGGCUCUGUGCCACCCGUCCUCCGUCGACUCCCUGUCCACCAGCGCAGCGACAGAGGACCAUGUGUCGAUGGGCGGCUGGGCUGCUCGCAAAGCCCUGAGAGUAGUGGAGCACGUGGAGCAAGUGCUUGCCAUAGAGCUGCUGGCUGCCUGCCAGGCUCUGGAGUUCCUCCGUCCUCUCAAGUCCACCACACCUCUGGAGAAGGUCUAUGAGCUGCUGCGCUCUGUGGUCAGUCCUUGGGACAGAGACCGAGUCAUGAGUCCUGACAUAGAAGCUGCUCACUCACUCCUCAGACAGCAAAAAGUCUGGAAGACAGUUCAGCCGUACAUGGAUGAAUACAGGAAGAAGCUGCAAGCAUGAAUCACACUUCAAACAGGGCCCAGUGUGUGUGCCUCGUGUAUUUUCACUACAUUUACCCUGUUGAAAUAUAUACAUUGCAUUGCUUGACUUAUCACCUGCACCUCUAGAUUUAAUCCUGACACGCUGACUAAAAGUAAUAACACACUUGUGUCCCGAUGACAUGUAUCAUAUCUGCACUAAAGAAAGCACUUGUACUAUUUUUAUCUGGUCACUCAAUACUCACUGAAUGUAGAGUCUGUAGACUUGCACUAUAUUGUGUUGACUGCUGUAAUGUGUUGGUCAUGUUAAAUAAAAAGUACAUUCAUGUAA
Molecule: messenger RNA, 2209 nt
Organism: Thunnus maccoyii (southern bluefin tuna)
Lineage: Eukaryota; Metazoa; Chordata; Actinopteri; Scombriformes; Scombridae
Product: histidine ammonia-lyase-like
Exons: 22
Coding region: 11-1900 (629 amino acids)
Biological process (GO): L-histidine catabolic process
Cellular component (GO): cytoplasm
Molecular function (GO): histidine ammonia-lyase activity
Source: RefSeq, a predicted model, not a curated record